GAUGAAUUGGAAGGAUGGCGAUCUUCAUUCGAGAGGAUAAUGCGGAGUCACACUGGAAGGCAGGUUUUUAGGGGUUAUUUAAAAUCAGAGUACAGUGAAGAAAAUAUGUUGUUUUGGCUUGCCAUAGAAGAUUAUAGAAAAGUUAAAGAUUGUCGAACGAGAGAAGAGAAGGCACGAAUAAUAUACGAAGAUUACAUAUCCAUUCUGUCACCUAAAGAAGUCAGUUUGGACUCACGAGUGCGGGAGGUGAUAAAUGCACAGAUGGUGAACCCGACGAAGGAGAUAUUUGAUGAUGCACAACUUCAAAUUUUUACUCUCAUGCAACGAGAUUCCUACCCUCGUUUCUUAAACUCACAACUCUUCAAGAGCCUA
Molecule: messenger RNA, 372 nt
Organism: Helobdella robusta
Lineage: Eukaryota; Metazoa; Annelida; Clitellata; Rhynchobdellida; Glossiphoniidae
Exons: 3
Source: RefSeq, a predicted model, not a curated record